Messenger RNA from Cutaneotrichosporon cavernicola, 1944 nucleotides. RefSeq lists its product as uncharacterized. Gene Ontology annotation, cellular component: membrane. Lineage: Eukaryota; Fungi; Basidiomycota; Tremellomycetes; Trichosporonales; Trichosporonaceae. Gene Ontology annotation, molecular function: transmembrane transporter activity. Gene Ontology annotation, biological process: transmembrane transport. The record is from RefSeq and is a predicted model, not a curated record. The transcript has 5 exons. The coding region runs from base 1 to 1944 and encodes 647 amino acids.
AUGCAGGGCGAAGAGAAGCACUCUGAACAGACUUGGGAUGACAAGUACGCCUCGGGGGCAGGCACUGCCCGCCGGGGCUCUGUCGUAGUCGGCAACAUGAUCAUCGAAAACCCACUCCAGCGCUAUCCUCCCGAUGAGGUUGCCAACAUGGGCCGCACCUUUGCUACAGAACACGGCCUGGCUGACAAAGAGGACCUCUUUAUGAAGGCCGCUCUCGUGGCGCGUGACCCCGAUGGGUUCUCGUCACUGGAAUGCCUGACUCCUCAGGAACAGGCAGACUUGGUGUACGAGCGCGACCACAAGUGGCACUGCACCAAGAGCCUCAUUUUCACAGUCGUCGUCUGUGCUCUCGGUGCAGCCGUCCAAGGCUGGGACCAGACUGGAUCCAACGGCGCCAACCUCUCUUUCCCCGUUGAAUUUGGUCUUUUACCACCUCCCACUGCUGUACAGACGCGCGAUCUCCAUCCGCGUGCUGGGCCAGCUAGUGGCAACGGACAACAGAGGGGUGACUGGAUUGUCGGUGUCAUCAACGCCGCCCCGUAUAUGGCUGCGGCUAUUAUCGGCGUAUGGCUCUCUGACCCUCUCAAUCACUACCUCGGUCGCCGUGGCGAGAUCUUCGUUACCGCCAUUGUCCUUGUGGCCACCCCCAUCGCGUCAGGCUUUUCAAAGAACUGGGAACAGCUCCUCAUCAUCCGCCUUAUCAUGGGCAUUGGUAUGGGUGCCAAGGCUGCGACAGUUGCCGUCUUCUCCGCCGAGAUUUCUCCCACUCGUAUCCGUGGCGCCCUCACUAUGGGAUGGCAGCUCUACGUCUGCCUGGGCAUUUUCCUUGGUUUUGCAGCCAACUGCGUCGUCAUGGACACUGGCAAGAUUGCUUGGCGUCUGCAACUCGGUUCUGCCUUUAUUCCAGCCCUCCCACUUGCCCUCAUGAUCUACUUCUGCCCAGAGUCACCUCGUUGGUACAUGAAGAAGGGUCGUUACGUCGACGCCCUCAAGUCGUACAACCGCUUGCGCAAGACGGAGAUUGUCGCUGCCCGUGAUCUCUACUACUCGCACGUCCUCUACAUGGAGGAGCUGUCCGAAGCCCGCGGUGCUGGAUAUCUCGCACGUCUCCGUGACUGCUUUGUCAUCCCUCGCAUUCGUCGCGCCACUCUGGCUGCCGGUGUGGUCAUGCUCUCACAGCAGCUUUGCGGUAUCAACAUCAUUGCGUUCUACUCGUCGACCGUCUUCAAGGAGAGUGGCUUCUCUGAUCGCCAGGCCCUCUUUGCUUCCCUAGGCUUUGGCGCACUCAACUUUGUCUUUGCGCUGCCAGCCCUCGUCACCAUUGACACAUUCGGUCGCCGUGGGCUACUCCUUGCCACUUUCCCCGGGAUGAUCAUCACCCUCCUCGGUACUGGCUUGUCGUUCCUCAUCCCCUAUCAUGAGGGCUCUGGUUCCAAGGCCCGCCUGGGCGUGGUCGCGACAUUUGUGUACCUGUUCACAGCGCUCUACUCGGUAGGCAUGGGGCCUGUGUGCUUCCUUUACGGAGCCGAGGUGUUCCCGACCGUCCAGCGUGAGCAGGGCAUGGCGUUUGCCGUGUUCAUCAACAUGUUCUUCGCUUCCCUCCUUGGCCUCACGUUCCCCGCCAUGAAGACUGCCAUGACGCCGCUCGGCGCCUUCUGCUUCUACGCCGGACUGUCCACGAUCGCACUGCUUCUAAUCUUCUUCUUCGUUCCUGAGACAAAGGGCAUCUCUCUCGAGGAGCUUGAUGACGUGUUUUCUGUCCCGACAUCCAAGUUUAUGUCAUACCAGACCAAACAGUGGCUGCCGUACUUUAUCAAGCGACACGUGUUCUGCAACAGCCGCGCCACACCGCCUCCUCCUAUCCAGGCCAGAUUCAGCGAUGAGGUUCGGGAGCAACAGCGCAAACAGUCGCUCACCAACCCCAACCCCGCCUACAAGGUGUAA